Cololabis saira (Pacific saury) is the source of this 805-nucleotide messenger RNA. It is a transcript of the gene cdca9, whose product is annotated as cell division cycle associated 9. Gene Ontology annotation, biological process: mitotic sister chromatid segregation. NCBI's taxonomy places the organism in Eukaryota, Metazoa, Chordata, Actinopteri, Beloniformes, Belonidae. Gene Ontology annotation, cellular component: chromosome, centromeric region; chromosome passenger complex; spindle midzone. The transcript is spliced from 10 exons. The record is from RefSeq and is a predicted model, not a curated record. Bases 1 to 765 code for a protein of 254 amino acids.
AUGCCGUUGAGGCGGACGAAACUCGCAGGAAGUGCCCGAGGAAGCGACCGGUUAAGCCGGGAGAUGCGACAGAGCAACCUGGCUCUCUUCAUCCAGCAGUUUGAGAAAGAAGCUCAACAACGUAUGAACGAGUUGGAGGCCAAAAUGGAGAACCAUCUGUCCACAGUGGACAAAGUUUUCAAAGUGGAGAUGAUGAAGAUGCCUCCACCUCUGCAGAAUACUCUCAUGGGGGAUGUGAUGAGCGAGGAAGACACUUCAGCAAGUGAGGUUUCCAUAGCCAUGAAGAGCGAGUCCCGUGAGAUGCAUAGAAGAAUGCCUAGUAAGAGAGUAAAAUCAUCCGAUUCUCCUCCAGUCAUCUCUCCAUCUCAGAGAUCCUCAACCAAAACCCCAAAGGUAGGAAGGGUGACAAAAGGGACCAGGACAUUAGUCGGCAGCAACAGCACUGGAAGUCUUGCGGUUGCCUCAACAACGGUUAAAAGAAGUCAAAGCCGCUUGGCAAGUCGCAAGACCACUGACCAAACUGGAUCAACCCAGAGGAAACGGAAACUCAGAUCUGUCGUGUCGGCUGGGGAUCUGCACUGUUCGGUGCCGGGAUCUGCUGCACACAUCACCGUGACAACAGCACGGGGGGAGAUGGUUAGUUUUUCUGAAGACACCAAGGAUGAAAUUAACUUGGACUUGCUGGAUGACGUUGCGUGGUGUCAGAUCCAGAAGCUUACGAGUCUGAUGGAGUAUCUUUCACGGCGAAGUCGCUCUGAGCGAUGAGCCAAGAUGUCCCGAGUCUCCACCGUGGCCUGAAUGUUCC